This is a messenger RNA of Osmerus eperlanus (European smelt), 2596 nucleotides long. Its product is annotated as UDP-glucuronosyltransferase 2C1-like. The record is from RefSeq and is a predicted model, not a curated record. Gene Ontology annotation, molecular function: UDP-glycosyltransferase activity. NCBI's taxonomy places the organism in Eukaryota, Metazoa, Chordata, Actinopteri, Osmeriformes, Osmeridae. Bases 983 to 2596 code for a protein of 537 amino acids. The transcript is spliced from 4 exons.
UGGAACAGCGGCGAAGAACUACGCAACUCAGAAUGUGCCGUGGAACGUUCCAAUAGCUUACAUUCUGCAUAGCACAAUCAGUCAGAUUACUGUCAGUGUACAGCGCAUGCCAUCCCUCUCCCCCAGCACCACCAAGGCUGGGCUUCAUCAACCCUGUGCACAUGCACAUUUUAAAACACGCUUCCCUGCUGUAGGUCUGUGUGUCUGAUUCAUUCGACCUAACUCAAAGGACCACUGAUCUACCUCAAAUCCACGAGCAAGUCGAGGAGACUCAGUAACAGCUGCCACUGUGAACUGUGUUUGUCUGUUCCCCUUUAGCCUGCAUGUGUUAAGUAUGCUGGGAAUUACUCUUCUAAUAUUAUCACCUACCUUAUCGCUAAGCCACACCUACGCCGCAGCCCACUGUCACACUACACCCCUGAAGUCCCGAGGAAGCAAAGAUUAAACAAAUAAAUACUACAUCUACAUGAUUAUGACUUGCGGUGAAUGUACGGCUUGGAAUUUCAAUUAUUUUUAUUCAAGUAAAUUAUGAUUUUUUUUACAUUUGUACAUUUUGGCUUUUAAUACUUGCAGUCUCAUAAUAGGAGUCGGGACUUUGGACUCUGGGCUGGACUGCCUUUGUAAUCUGUCUGGUGCUUGUUUAUUCGUUCAGCUCCAGUGUGGCCCCAUGCAGCAAACACAACUCCAGGAUAGGACAUCUAAAGGUAACUAUAUCAUUCAGCAAAAAACAGCAAUGAUAAUAGAAACAAAUUGUUGACAUCGAACUCAUACUCUUGCAUAACUAGCUCAGUGGCUGUAAGGUCAAAUCAGAACGGAAACGAUAGUCCCCCAAGCCAGGAAAGAGUCUCACCAGGAUGUAAAACCUGACUGGGGACUGGAAUGCAUUUGUGAUUUGUCAAAAUAAAAAAGCGUCUUGAAGGGUAAUGUUGCAGCACGGUUUUCUUCUUGUGUAGAUUGUGAUGUCAUCCAGGCGUGCAUUGUGAUGUCAUCCAGGCGUGCAUUGGGGCAUCUGGCCGUCCUCAGUCUCGGCCUCCUACUGAUCCCUCCCCUCUGUAGCGGGGGGCGGGUCCUCGUCUACCCUGCAGAGGGCAGCCACUGGAUCAACAUGAAGAUCCUCAUAGAGGAGAUCCAUGCCAGAGGCCACGUCGUCACGGUGAUACGAGGCAACAACUCGUGGUUCAUCGCAGAGGAGUCUCCCUUUUACACCACCAUCUCCGUCCCAGACAGAAACGUUUACCUGGAAGAAUGGGACACCUUCUUAAGAGAUACCCUGGAUUCUCAGCUCCUUAGCUCGCCCAUGUUUCCGGUCUCCAUGGGCCGAGCUCUCUGGUCGAUCUGGACCUGGCAGAGGGUCUUCACCAAACUGUUGGACAACGGACACCAGCUGUUCAGCGAGAUUGUAAUCUCAAUCCUCGAGGACAAGGACUUGAUGGAGAGAUUCAAGAACUUUGAUCUGUUUCUGACUGAUCCCGCUAUCAGUCCGGGCGUGUUCUUGGGACGUUACCUCAAACUGCCUCUUGUGUUCAAUGCCCGCUGGGCGUCCCCCUCUGAGGCACACUCCGUUAUUGCCCCCUACCCUCUCUCCUACAUCCCCAUCACAUACACAGGUUUCACCGAUCGGAUGACCUUCCUCCAAAGGGUUGAAAAUGUCCUCAUGCGAUGCCAUGAGCUUUACAAAGAGAGGUUUGUGAUUCACCCACAUUACAAGGCCAUCCUGGAUAAAUACUUUGAGGCAGGAAGUGACCUAACUUCCUUCAUGCAGGAAGCAGACAUAUGGUUGAUGAGGUCAGACUUUGUGUUUGAGUACCCCAGACCCACCAUGCCCAAUGUGGUCUACAUGGGGGGGUUCCAGUGUCGGCCGGCCCAGCCCCUGCCCUCAGAGCUGGAGGAGUUUGUUCAGAGUGCUGGGGAACACGGAGUGGUGAUCAUGUCCCUGGGGACCCUGGUGGACUCGCUUUCCAAGAACCUGACUGACCAAAUCGCCAAUGUCUUUGCCAAUCUGCCUCAAAAGGUUAUCUGGAAGUACUCAGGCGAGCGUCCCUCCACUCUGGGCAACAACACCCUGCUGGUGAAGUGGAUGCCCCAGAAAGACCUCCUGGGUCACCCCCAGACCAGAGCCUUCGUGGCCCACGGAGGAACAAACGGAGUCCAGGAGGCCAUCUACCACGGGACCCCUGUGGUGGGAAUCCCUCUCUUCUUCGACCAGCACGACAACCUGUUGCGUCUGCAGGAAAGAGGAGCCGCUAAGAUCUUGGAGCUGCCUGAUCUCGACGGACCAAACUUCCAUCAGACCCUGAAGGAGGUCCUCCACAACCCCAGCUACAGGCACCACAUGCAGAGGCUUUCCCGCCUUCACAGGGACGCUCCUAUCAAACCUAUGGACAGCGCCAUCUUCUGGCUGGAGUUUGUGAUGCGGAACAAGGGGGCUCCUCACCUGCGUACCCAGGCCUACAGGAUGCCCUGGUACUCCUACUACUGUGUGGACGUGCUGCUGCUGCUGCUGGCUGCAGGGGGGCUCCUCCUGGUCUCCACUGCUGCCCUGCUCAGACUGCUGUGCUGCAGAGGCCGGAGAAAGACCAAGACCAAGCUGCAGUAA